AUGGAGUGCAACUAUCCCGAAACAUCGCCACACCAGAACCAAGCCGGGUUUGACCCGGGGAACCCGUCGAACCAUGAGGUGCUCCAACGACUGAAUCAUAUCGCCGGUUUGUUGGAGAAUUUCAAAUCCGAAGGCUCCAACAGCUCGACUCGCUCACUCAAAGAAGGAUUCUUUGAGUUGGCUAUGCAGAAUCCUAGCCCCGUAGCUGAUUCCUUGCCCGGGAGCAAUCCACCUAGUACCAGCACUGCCAGUAUCGAUGAUCGGGGAGUCGAUAAUGAUCCCCGAAUCCUGUACAUGGCUAGCUCCGGGGAGAACAUGCUCCGAUGGCCUAUUUACAACAAGGUCAUUACCGAAGCCGAAAAGCAUAUCCGAUCCUUUCUACUCGACUCACUGGAUAACCAGCCCCGCAGUAUGCAGGCACCCCGGCAGGUGGGGAUCGGAAGCUUUGUCGAUGAGAUCCCUAGACUUUGUAGGAAGUAUUUCCUGCUAUGCCAUCGAAGAAACCCAAUAGUUGAUCUAGACAAUCUAGAUCGUUAUGCCAAGGAGGUGACCGUCCAGGGUCUUGGAUGGGAUGGCCCUUCGUGUCAAGUGUUGCUAGCGUGCGCCUUAGCUUCCUGCACAUCAUCGAAGUUUGUUCCCCUGGCGGAGGACAUGCCAGCGAAUCUCGAUGGACUCCAAGCACCACCCUUGUCAGACGCCAAUCUCGAUUUGGCCGAGACAUAUUUCCACGCGGCAAAGCAGAGAUUCGGUUUCUUGCACACAUCUCCAACAGACAUUCAGUGCUUCUCUUCUUGCUGGAAGCUAUCACAGACAUGCCAUACGACCUCUGCAGGCUUGGUUCUGUUACCAGCAGGCGUCUUGCAGAUUAGAAGUUCGUUUGCGGUCGCUGUGUAG
Messenger RNA from Penicillium mononematosum, 894 nucleotides. RefSeq lists its product as uncharacterized. Bases 1 to 894 code for a protein of 297 amino acids. The record is from RefSeq and is a predicted model, not a curated record. Lineage: Eukaryota; Fungi; Ascomycota; Eurotiomycetes; Eurotiales; Aspergillaceae. The transcript is spliced from 3 exons.